This is a messenger RNA of Struthio camelus australis, 3530 nucleotides long. It is a transcript of the gene RASSF3, whose product is annotated as Ras association domain family member 3. NCBI's taxonomy places the organism in Eukaryota, Metazoa, Chordata, Aves, Struthioniformes, Struthionidae. Gene Ontology annotation, cellular component: cytoplasm. The record is from RefSeq and is a predicted model, not a curated record. Gene Ontology annotation, biological process: signal transduction.
ACAGCUAUUUACAAGCUAUCAAGCAAAAUCAAGUUUCAGGUGAAGAAAACCCAAGCAUCAGAUUGCAAGUAUACCUGUCACGCUCACUGCCGGGAUCUGGUGCACCUGGGCUGCCGGCGGAAUGGGAAAUUAAUGGACUGCCUCGCUACGUGUCACCCCUUAGAUCGAUCUAACAACAACGGUCAGGAUGUUCAGAAGGAGAGAGAACCUCAUGUUUAUCUCAGUAAAGAAGAAGUUAAAGAGAAGAUACAAAGCUAUAACUCAUCUGUCACUGAUAAACUGAAGAUGACCUUGAACUCGAAUGGGAUUUACACUGGCUUCAUCAAAGUUCAGAUGGAACUAUGCAGACCUAUCACUGUGCAGUCUUCCCUGAACCAAGGAAGAUGUAUUCACAGCAAUAACGAAACUGCUUUUUACUUGCCAAAUGGCUAUGUGAAUACACUUCACAUAAGCAGCACCAAUACUGUGCGUGAAGUUAUUGAGGCCUUGCUCAAGAAGUUUUUGGUAGCUGACAACCCUGCGAAGUUUGCACUUUAUAAACGCUGUCACAAGGAAGACCAAGUUUAUACAUGCAAGCUCUCAGACCGAGAACAUCCGCUCUAUCUGCGUUUGGUGGCAGGCCCCAGAACAGAAAUGCUUAGUUUUGUUCUACGUGAGCAUGAAACUGGAGAAGUUAUGUGGGAAGCUUUUAGUCUUCCUGAACUACAAAACUUCUUGCGUAUACUGGACAAAGAGGAAGAUGAGCAACUACAAAUCUUAAAGAAGCGUUAUGCAGCUUACAGAGACAAACUUGAAGAAGCCCUUGGUGGGGUGUGGAAACCUGGUUAAAAGAGGGCCAAAGUACACUCAGGAAAAAUGCACGCUACCAAAUGCCAUAUAGCAUGCCAAACCCAAUGUACAAAGAGCAGCAAAGAGUAGUUUUCUUUAUUCAGAAGACUUGUUUUGUGAUGCCAGGGUACCUGAAUUUCGCUAUAGACUUAGUUCCCUAAGCCAGGUCACUUAGCAUCUUGCACCCAUAAGUAAGGGAUUCUGCAUGUUUGUACAUCAGUUUGCAACCCUCUAUGUGCUUAGAGAGUUUUCCAAGUUAUCUUGGUGCAAGCUGUGAAACUGUAAUCAAUUUUCUAGGAUGCUAUGAAAUAAGAUUUUUUUUUCUUCUUUGCUUUAAUGGUAGCUUUACAAGUAAGGAUGUGCAAAUUGAUCAGUUAAAAAUGAAUAAAACUAUCUGGAUGAGAAUCAGUUGGAGCACUAUCUUUGAGAUAAAAUUGAUUUGCACUACCUUUCUGUUUUCAAAUAGUUACUGUGUAAUUUUUGAGAAAACUGUUAUAGGUGGAAGGCAUGUGAGAUUUUAUGGCUUGUUCUGUGAAAUUUGUGGAAGGCUUUAAAGUAGUCUUUCUGAAGAAGGUAAAGAGAAAGUUGAAAAGAAGGUGAGAGCUGAGGAAGGACUGUAACAGCUGACAAAGAAGGACUGGUUUUAAAUGGAAAUAGUAUUUAUACACAGGAAAGUUAAAAUACUAAUUUUACAUGAGUAAAGUUUUAGGAUGUUAUAAUAUUGUGAAUAAGUUUUUAGGGUUUUUUAAAUUGCAUAAAUCCACACUGGAAAAGAAAUAAUUAAUAAACAUAAUGGGAAGGAAUGAGAGGGGAAAACCAAAUAAGAAUGGAAGUGGAGCUGCACAUACAGGUCAUUAUUGGAGAAGCCUUUUCCUAAAUGCAUAGUGGGGGGUCAAGAAGUGCAGCAAAGCUAGCAAGUGGCUGUUUACUUGAAUUCUGAAAUGCGGACAAUGACUAGUCUUGGAUAACUCCGUGAGAAGUACCCAGCUCGUGGUAACGGAGUGUUUAGGUUCAAACUGUAACUACAGAUGCAUUGGUCUUUAUCGUAAGUCAGAUCUUUCCUCUGGCUCAGUGAUCCAUUUUUAGGGUGGACAACUUAUAUUUGAAAGACAAAAAUAGCUUCCUCUGCUUCCUUGUUUGCUAAAGGCUCAGUCGGGCAAAGAAAGUAGAAUUUCUUAUUCAUGUUCCCAGCUUAGCAUGAAAUUAGAACUCGACUGUGUUGGUGACUGAGCUUAGUAAGUUUUGCUUUUAGUAAUUCAGAGGGUUUUUUCCUAAUGGUUUUAAAAUUCUUAAUUGAACAACUGAUUAUCAAAUUCUGUAGACUGCUGAUUUACUUGAUUUAAAAGUAGGAAAAAUGUAGCAAGUAAAAACUUUUUACUUUUCUGUAAAUGUAAUUAUUGUUUUUUCAGAGUUAUUUAUCUAAAAAAGCACGUUCAAAAGAAACCAAAGAAGUGGGUGUGCAAUAGAAGCAUGAGGCAGAUUUGAGUAACUGAUACCUUUAGUCAUUAUGCCAGAAGGGAAGCUAAUGAGUUAAAAAGAAAUAGUGCUAAAGAUAUAAGAGCAGCAGGUUUUUUUUUUUUUUUAGGACUUUCUUUGUAAAUUCCCAAGGAAUUGUUAACACUUUGGUGACAUCUAAUGGAUACUGUGUGAAACUCCAAGAUGCUUCUGUUCUUCCUCUUAAUUUGAUGUUAAUUGUGCCUUUGUUUCCUUUCCUCAGUAACAGACAUUUUUUUUUAAAAAAAAAAAAAGCUCUUCAGUUUUCUUUUUUGCAGAAAGGAUUAGAAAACUUAAUGAGACAAUCAUAAUGUGUUAAAGUGUUAAGAGAAAUUAAAAGUAGGACUAACUAUAAAGUAUAUAUAUGGCAUAUCUUGUUUGUUUUAAUUUCACAUGUAACAUUGUAGUGCAUGUGUGAGUUAGUAACAUUAUCUUCAAGUGAGACACUUUAUAAUGGUUCAGGGAAUGCUUUUAUGUUUUGUUAAGAGUUUGUUUUUCUAUGAAUUACAGCAGCAUGUUGAUGGGUAUUCUCUUAAGAUCUACUUAAUUUAUGUAUCUGCCCAUAAUCAUUACAUAAUCGCUGUUAAUGUUGAACCAUUUGUUGCUCAGAUUUAAACACUGUUUGAGUCUAAAAGUGGAGUAUAUAAAUAUGUGAAUUUUGUUUUUACUUGAACUAAACUAUCAGUCUUCUUAAGUGGGCACAUUUGCAUUUACUUUAGCCAAAAACCUCAAUCAGUGUUGUAUGCACUACAAGUUUUGAUUGGAGGGGGAGGGGGAAUGACCAAAAACAAACUUACUAUAUUUUAAUUUUAUCUUAGUCCACGGUUAAUUAUUGUAAGAUGUCAUGUGCGGGGUUUGUUGUUAUUAAUUUUUUUUACACACUGGCGAUGACAACAGCUUUAGUUUAAAAGAAAUGGUCAUGCCUGGCCAGUUUUUCUCUUUUUAUUUUAGCAUCAAAUUGAACUAUGAAAGCUCUGUUGCAAAACUGUUUUCAUUUCAUUAUAUGAUGGUACCAGAAUGAUUAAAUGAUAUGGGGGGGGGUGCAGGGAAACAUUAAAAUGUAUGUCUUUUAAAAACAAACAAACAUUAAACUAUUUAUAAUUUUGACAAGUUUAGUUUUUAUUUUUAUAGGGAAGUUUGUAUUCCCCUUAAAGUUAUUAUUGAAAUGGCAAGUGAUGGUUCCAUUAUUAAAGUUGAAGUUGGCAGUA